AUGCCUGCCGGCGCAGGCCUCGCGGCCACCAGCGAUGUCAAUCGCAUCGAGGCCCCUGUCACCUGGAAGGCCUACCUCCUAUGCGCCUUCGCCUCGUUUGGCGGUAUCUUCUUCGGUUAUGAUUCCGGAUACAUCAACGGUGUCACCGGAUCAAGUGUCUUCAUUCGACUCGUCGAGGGCCCUGACCAGGAUGCUCUCCGCGGUUCCUACCAGUCCCUGAUCGUCUCCAUCCUGUCUGCCGGUACUUUCUUCGGUGCACUCAUCGCUGGUGAUGUCUCCGACAUCAUUGGCCGCAAGUGGACCAUCAUCUCGGGCUGUCUCAUCUACAUCGUCGGUUGCGUUCUGCAGGUCGCUACUGAGGGCGGCCAGUCUGAGGUCCUCGGCCUGAUCGUCAGCGGUCGUCUCAUUGCAGGUAUCGGUGUCGGUUUCGAAUCCGCCAUUGUCAUCCUGUACAUGUCCGAAAUCUGCCCCAAGAAGGUCCGUGGCGCCCUCGUCGCCGGAUACCAAUUCUGUAUUACAAUCGGUCUCCUCCUCGCCUCGUGCGUCAACUACGCCGUCAAGAACCGUGUCGACAGUGGCUCGUACCGCAUUCCAAUCGCCCUCCAGUUCGCCUGGGGUCUCAUUCUGGGCGGCGGACUCUUCUUCCUGCCAGACUCGCCACGUUACUUUGUCAAGCGCGGUCGCGUGGAGCAAGCGCGCAGCGCCUUGAGCAGUCUCCGUGGCCAGCCAGCAGAGAGCGAGUACGUCGAGGCCGAACUCGCUGAGAUUGUCGCCAACGAGGAAUACGAGCGCUCCGUCAUCCCAGCUGGCGGAUGGUUCCAGGGCUGGAUGAACUGCUUCACUGGUUCGGUCUGGAAGUCCAACUCCAACCUCCGCAAGACCAUCCUCGGUACCUCUCUCCAGAUGAUGCAACAGUGGACCGGUGUCAACUUCAUCUUCUACUACUCGACCCCCUUCCUGCAAUCGACCGGCGCCAUCGACAACGUGUUCUUGAUCUCCCUGAUCUUCACGCUCGUCAAUGUCUGCUCUACGCCAAUCUCGUUCUACACCGUCGAGAAGCUCGGCCGUCGUCCUCUGCUCGUCUGGGGUGCCCUGGGCAUGUUGGUUUGCCAGUUCAUCGUCGCCAUCGUUGGCGUGACCGUCGGCUUCAACAAGACCCACAUGGUUGGAACUGGUGAAGAUGCCGUUGCGGUGGCCAACAACGUGUCGGCUGUCAACGCCCAGAUCGCCUUCAUUGCCAUCUUCAUCUUCUUCUUCGCCUCCACCUGGGGACCUGGCGCCUGGAUCGUUAUUGGCGAGAUCUUCCCUCUGCCAAUCCGUUCGCGUGGUGUCGCUCUCUCGACCGCCUCCAACUGGCUCUGGAACACCAUCAUUGCCGUCAUCACCCCAUACAUGGUCAACGAGGACGAGGGCAACCUCAAGUCUAGCGUCUUCUUCAUCUGGGGUGGUCUCUGCACAUGUGCGUUCGUGUACUCGUACUUCUUGGUGCCGGAGACCAAGGGUCUGUCCCUCGAGCAAGUCGACAAGAUGAUGGAGGAGACCACCCCACGAACCUCGGCCAAGUGGAAGCCAACCACCACCUUCGCAUCCGAGAUGGGCAUGAAGGAGGGCGAGAAGCUGGAUGUCGAGGUGACCGCGGACGUCGAGCGGAAAGGCAGUGUCUUCUAG
Molecule: messenger RNA, 1668 nt
Organism: Zasmidium cellare ATCC 36951
Lineage: Eukaryota; Fungi; Ascomycota; Dothideomycetes; Mycosphaerellales; Mycosphaerellaceae
Exons: 3
Coding region: 1-1668 (555 amino acids)
Biological process (GO): carbohydrate transport; transmembrane transport
Cellular component (GO): membrane
Molecular function (GO): carbohydrate:proton symporter activity
Source: RefSeq, a predicted model, not a curated record